GACGACGACGACGACGAAGGCAAGAAAAAACAGUUGAAAAUAUACCCGCAAAAUGAGAUGCUGCAUCUUCAUGGCUGCCGUCGCCCUGGCUGCAACGGGGCUGGUAAGUGGCGGUUAUCACGAGAAGCAGCUGCUAAACGACCUCCUGGACUCUUACAACGUGCUGGAGCGGCCUGUCGGCAACGAGUCCGAGCCACUUCAGUUGAGCUUCGGUCUUACCCUUAUGCAAAUUAUCGACGUUGAUGAGAAAAACCAGCUACUGAUCACCAAUCUUUGGCUAAAAUUGGAAUGGAACGACGUGAACAUGAGGUGGAACGUGUCCAAGUACGGCGGCGUUCGGGACCUGCGGAUUCCUCCUCAUCGUCUCUGGAAGCCGGACGUCCUGAUGUACAACAGUGCGGACGAGGGCUUUGACGGUACUUAUCCGACGAACGUUGUCGUCAAGAGCAACGGCACCUGCCUCUACGUACCUCCAGGUAUAUUUAAAAGUACCUGCAAGAUAGACAUCACGUGGUUUCCCUUCGACGAUCAACGAUGCGAGAUGAAAUUUGGCUCAUGGACCUACGACGGUUUCCAGCUGGACCUGCAAAUCCAGGACGAGGCUGGGGGUGACAUAAGCAGCUUCAUCACGAACGGGGAAUGGGACCUUCUCGGUGUACCUGGAAAGAGGAAUGAGAUAUACUACAACUGCUGCCCGGAGCCGUACAUAGACAUCACAUUUGUUGUUAUAAUAAGGAGACGCACCCUCUACUACUUUUUCAAUCUAAUCGUGCCCUGCGUUCUGAUCGCCAGCAUGGCCGUUCUCGGCUUCACCCUGCCUCCCGACUCCGGGGAGAAACUUUCUCUGGGUGAGAAUACGUUACAUAAUAUUAUGUCUACUGUAACGUUAUUUUCUGCGGUUACUAAUCACUCAGAGUCCAUUAACCGUUAUCCUAUACCCAAUCGAUUUACAGGCGUCACCAUUUUGCUGUCUCUCACCGUCUUCCUCAACAUGGUAGCGGAAACAAUGCCCGCCACUUCCGACGCUGUCCCCUUGUUAGGGACAUAUUUCAACUGCAUUAUGUUCAUGGUCGCCAGUAGCGUCGUGAGUACGAUUCUGAUCCUGAAUUAUCAUCACCGGAACUCCGACACUCACGAGAUGUCCGAAUGGGUGCGAGUCGUUUUCCUCUACUGGCUUCCCUGUGUACUGCGGAUGUCGAGGCCCGCCGACAAGGAGGAAAAGGAGACCCAGAAGUCGCAGAAGCCCUCGCCGGUGAUGGGCUCCAGCAAGGCCUACGGUGACCUCGAGCUCCACCAGCGGAGCAGCAAAUCGCUUCUGGCUAACGUCCUCGACCUUGAGGACAACGCGCUCGCCUCUCACAAUAACCUCCUGAACAACGUCUACAGCACGCCAGGCCCCCACCACCCGGGGCAUCCUGCGCACAUGGGGGGCACCAUCGGAUCCAUGGGCUCCAUGGGCUCCAUGGGGUCCAUGGGACACGGGCACAGCCACGGACAUGUCCACACGACGCCUCAUCACCAUCAUCAUCACGCCCACGCGGCACCCCCGAGCUCGACGCCGCAUCAUCAGCAUCCGACACCCUACACCAGUGCCGCUGCCCACCACCAUCAGCAUCCCCAGGACGCGGGGCCUCCCCAAGUCGAGACAAUACUGCAGAGCGCCUGCUUCUGCGCGAGAUACGAGCUUAUUCUCAUUCUCAAGGAAAUGAAGGUAAUAACGGAUCAGCUGAAGAACGACGACUUGGAGAAGAAGGUGAGCAACGAUUGGAAGUUCGCAGCGAUGGUGAUCGACAGGAUGUGCCUAAUAAUAUUUACCCUGUUCACGAUCAUCGCCACCAUCACCGUCCUAUUCUCAGCCCCUCAUAUAAUCGUCACGUGAUUCGGAGGGAUUCACGAUCGUCGUCGGUGUUGGAUAAUAAUAAUAAUAAUUAAAAACGAAACGGAGAUAUCGAAGGAAUAUCGUUACUACUGCCGCUGCUGCGAUUCCACGAAUGAAUAUUACAUCCAUUUGCAAUUAGACCGCGGUAAAUGGAUCGUAAAAUGCCCUGCGCGCCGUAUUUGUUGUACAUGAAUUUUUUACGCUUGACAAAAGUGUCGUUUAUUAUUCGAUUUUAUCUCGCGAUACCCCA
Messenger RNA from Diprion similis, 2129 nucleotides. Its product is annotated as acetylcholine receptor subunit alpha-type acr-16-like. Gene Ontology annotation, cellular component: neuron projection; postsynaptic membrane; synapse. Gene Ontology annotation, biological process: nervous system process; monoatomic ion transmembrane transport; chemical synaptic transmission. Lineage: Eukaryota; Metazoa; Arthropoda; Insecta; Hymenoptera; Diprionidae. The transcript has 10 exons. Gene Ontology annotation, molecular function: acetylcholine-gated monoatomic cation-selective channel activity; transmembrane signaling receptor activity. The record is from RefSeq and is a predicted model, not a curated record. The coding region runs from base 53 to 1879 and encodes 608 amino acids.